AUGGUCCUUAACUUUGAGGAAGGGUGGUCCUCCUUGCAGAAAGGUAUUACCGAGCUGAUAAGGAAUAUAGAAGGAGAGCGUGAACCAGCAGUUAACUCUACGCAACAUGUGAAUCUUUACACAACUAUCUACACUAUGUGUACCCAGAAACACACUAAUUACUCACAACAGCUUUACGAAAAUUAUCGUCAAGUAUUUGAAGAUUAUACUAUCCAAACAGUGUUGCCAUCCUUAAGGGAGAAGCCUGGUGAAGAUGUGCUAAGAGAGCUUGUUAGGAGGUGGAAGAUCCAUAAAAUUCUGGUCAAAUUGUUAGGCAAUAUCUUCCAUUAUAUCGACAAUUACUAUGUUUUUCAUAGAUCCUUGCCAAAAUUUGUCAAUGUCCUUGCAAAUAUUAUACCACAGGUUUAUCGUGAGAUGCACUCCACUGCCAAAGAAGCUGUAUUAGCGCUUGUUCAUAAAGAACGUGAGGGCAAACAGAUUGAUAGGGAACUAGUGGAAAACGUGUUAGAAGUCUAUGUGGAGAAUGGGAUGGGUACUAUGGAGAAAUAUGAAGAGGAUUUUGAAAGAUUCAUGCUUCAAGAUACUGUAUCUUACUAUUCUCGCAAAGGAUCAAUGUGGAUCAAGGAGUGUUCUAGCUCUGAUUAUUUGCUAAAGGCAUGUCGCGGACUAUGUUUUCAUUCGAUUUCAUGA
Messenger RNA from Camelina sativa (false flax), 690 nucleotides. The record is from RefSeq and is a predicted model, not a curated record. Lineage: Eukaryota; Viridiplantae; Streptophyta; Magnoliopsida; Brassicales; Brassicaceae.